AUGGUAAAUGAUGAGUUUGUGAACCUUCCAAUCAGUCUUCAAGAUGGAGAAGUGACUGUUCACAAAAGUGGGUGGUAUGCAGUCAUCAGCACAAGCUUUGGCUUGGAGGUAAAAUUUGACUGGAAGAGUGCGGUUUUCGUCACUCUUAGCAGCGACUACAAGGGAGCUGUGUGCGGUCUUUGCGGCAAUUACAAUGGCAAAGAAAAUGACGAUCUUAUUCCUAAAAACGGUAUACAACCUGUCGAACCGGCAGUCUUCGGCGCCAGUUGGAGAGUGGCGGAGAUCCCAGGAUGCCUCGACGCUUGUGAAGGGGAGUGCCCAGACUGUGACAUAACUGAGAAGGAUAAAUAUGAGAACAAUGAUUAUUGCGGAAUUAUCAAAGAUCCCAGAGGUCCCUUCCGCGAUUGCCACGCCCAAGUAGACCCGGCCGACGCCUUUGAAGACUGCGUGUUUGACGUGUGCACGUUUGAAGGGACACAAGAUAUUCUGUGUCAGGCCAUUACCGCCUACACUUCUGCAUGUCAAGAAGUAGGAGCCAAAGUCUACAGCUGGCGUACCGAGCAGUUCUGUCCAAUAAAGUGUUCGGCCAUCAGCCACUACGAAGUGUGUGCAGAUACUUGUCCCGCAACCUGCCCAAGUCUGGCCCCUCCCCGUGGCUGUCAUCUCCCAUGCAUGGAGGACUGUGUCUGUGAUGAAGGCCACAUCCUCAGCGGAGACAUCUGUGUACCCCUCUCACACUGUGGUUGUGAGCACGAAGACCGCUACUACCACAUCGGAGAAGUUUUCUUCCCCAAUGGAAUGUCGCCCAAAGGUCCUUUCGCCAGCUGCCACAGUAUACUGGACCCUAAGGAGUUCUUUGAGGACUGUGUGUUUGACGUGUGUGCAGCGAAUGGAGAAGAAAGUGUGCAAUGUGACAAUGUAGCGGCCUAUGCUUUCAGUUGUCAGAAGGCAGGAGCGGAUAUUCAGAUCUGGAGGUCUCCUUUCUUCUGUCCGAUGAAGUGUCCGGCCAACAGCCACUAUGAGCUAUGUGCGGACUUGAGUGGUGUGGCCUGUUCGGGACUCGCAGAACUAGUGCCGUUUAACACUGGCUGCAGAGAGGGCUGUGAAUGUGACACCGGUUUUGUGUUCAAUGGAGAGACAUGUGUCGAAGAGGAUGAAUGUGGCUGCUCUGAUGGGCAAAGAACAUACAAGGUUGAUGGAGAGCUCUAUAAUCUGCCAGUGGUUUUGGGUGAGGAGAGCUUAGUGUCUAUAUCACAACAAGGACAUCAAAUCAAAAUCAAAAUGAUCUUUGGCCUCAUUGUUACUUACGACUGGAACCACGAACUUAUUAUCAAGCUCCCAAGCUCUUACUACAACCUGGUCUGUGGCCUGUGCGGCAACUUCAAUGGAGACAAAACUGAUGAGAUUCAAAACCCAGCCGGAGAGUUGUUGUCCAAUGUCGUGGACUGGGCAAAAAGCUGGAGAACUCCCAAUCAAAAAGACAAGAAAUGCAGUGACACGUGCCAACACGACUGUCCAGCUUGUGAUGAUAAGCAACGCAAGGUUUAUGAGACAGAAGACUUGUGCGGAGCCCUCACCGCUAAACACCAUAAUGUGUUUGAGAUAUGCCAUGAAAAGGUGGCUCCAAAACCUUUCCUGGACAGCUGUGUGUUUGACAUGUGUAUGAACAAGGGGGACAAGAAGAUACUUUGUCAGACGCUGGCCUCCUACACUCAGCAAUGUCGUGAGGAAGGAGUCGAAAUCAACGGCUGGAGGCGGAAAUUUGGCUGCCGUGAGUUGUUAUUUUAG
Molecule: messenger RNA, 1788 nt
Organism: Knipowitschia caucasica
Lineage: Eukaryota; Metazoa; Chordata; Actinopteri; Gobiiformes; Gobiidae
Source: the annotation of a GenBank genome assembly